Messenger RNA from Striga asiatica, 630 nucleotides. The record is from the annotation of a GenBank genome assembly. NCBI's taxonomy places the organism in Eukaryota, Viridiplantae, Streptophyta, Magnoliopsida, Lamiales, Orobanchaceae.
AUGCACACAAGCAUAAGGGAGAAAAACUGGGACGAGAGCGGCGGGUGCGCGGAGAAGCAGCAGGGUCGUCGGAGGCGCUGCGCAUGGAAGAAGGCUCGCCGUGGGCCUACUGGUCGUGGCAGAGGGUCGCGGCGCGACGGGGUCGCUGCAGAGGAGUCGCGGCGUGGCGGGGUCGCGGCAGAGGAGUCGCGACGACGGUGGAUGCUUGCGGAUGUGCUGCUCGCGGAGGAUGGCAGCGGUGAUCGCGCGUCAGAGAAGAAAGAGGCGAUCGUAUUAAGCGAGAGGGAGAACAGGCCGUCGCGGGCCUCCGUUGCCCGCCGCCAGCCGCAAUGCAGGAGACUCCGGUUGUGCUUCCAUCGUGCCUCGGCAACCAGUCUCGUCGGCGUCCUCCCGCUAACAUCCUCAGCAUUGGUCGUCGCUCCGUUCAUCGAGCUCACCUGCGGCGGCACCGCUCUCGUAAGAGGCGCCAAUAAGGGCAGAGGCCGAGGCGGCCUCGUGACUCCUGACAGACUGAUAAGGAAGUUCAGAGAUGAGUCUACGUCACCAGAGUACAUGUCGACGCCGCCCAAGGGUUUAUGCGAUUUGAGGCUGAUCUCGGUCCAUGUCUCGGUGGCGGUGGGGGUGGCUUGA